AUGGCGGCUCAACAGAACAUCAGCUUGGGCUCCUCCUUGACGCCCCAAGGGCCUAGCAGCUUUUGGCUCUCUCCGUCCGGCGACUUCGCAUUCGGCUUCCGGUCCUUGUCCAUCAAGGGCAACGCCUCCUCCUACCUGCUUGCCGUCUGGUUCAGCAAGAUCAGCGACAAGACAGUGAGGUAUGGAAAAGAGACGCUCCGUAGCCGGAUCAUUGCCCCAGACUACUCAAAUGGCCGGUUCCUCCUUGACCUGCAAGAUACCGGCAACCAGAGGAUUUUCCAGGAGGUGCUUGGCACUGGUGCCUCUGGUAUUGUGUACAAGGGCCAGCUAGAAGACGAGCUUGGGACCUGCAUUGCUGUCAAGAAAAUUGACAAGCUCGAGCAGGAAUCGGAAAAGGAGUUCAGUGUUGAAGUGCAAGCUAUUGGACAGACGCACCACAAGAACUUGGUCAAAUUGCUAGGAUUCUGCAGUGAAGGAAAAGAAAGACUUUUGGUGUAUGAGUUCAUGAGCAAUGGAUCAUUAAAUAGAUUUGUGUUUGGUGAUGUCAAUCUUCAGUGGAACCUUCGAGUUCAGCUUGCUCGUGGGGUGGCAAGAGGGCUUCUAUACUUACAUGAGGAAUGCAGCACACAGAUCAUCCAUUGUGACAUCAAGCCCCAGAACAUCCUUCUGGAUGACAAAUUCACAGCAAAGAUCUCAGAUUUUGGCUUAGCCAAACUGCUGGGAACUAACCAGACACAAACAAAUACUGGUAUACGGGGCACCCGGGGAUAUGUUGCACCUGAGUGGUUCAAGAGCAUUGGUAUCACUGCCAAGGUUGAUGUCUACAGCUAUGGGGUCAUCCUGUUGGAGCAAUCAGUCGUCGGCAUAAUUUGAGUUGGA
This is a messenger RNA of Sorghum bicolor (sorghum), 879 nucleotides long. RefSeq names its product G-type lectin S-receptor-like serine/threonine-protein kinase LECRK4. Gene Ontology annotation, biological process: protein phosphorylation. Gene Ontology annotation, molecular function: ATP binding; protein kinase activity. Bases 1 to 873 code for a protein of 290 amino acids. NCBI's taxonomy places the organism in Eukaryota, Viridiplantae, Streptophyta, Magnoliopsida, Poales, Poaceae. The record is from RefSeq and is a predicted model, not a curated record. The transcript has 4 exons.